Molecule: messenger RNA, 2001 nt
Organism: Dovyalis caffra
Lineage: Eukaryota; Viridiplantae; Streptophyta; Magnoliopsida; Malpighiales; Salicaceae
Source: the annotation of a GenBank genome assembly
AUGUAUUGCAAAUUAUAUUAUGCAGCAUUUCAGAAGUCUCAGGCUGUUAUACGUAAGGAUUCUCAAAGUGUUAAACCAGGAGUAACUGGAGGAGCUAUUCAGCUAUCGAACCGUGAAAGUAGGCACCAAAAAGACACAGAUAGCAUUUCUGAGGCUAACAAUCCGAAGCAAAAAGGAAUGAUUCUUCCAUUUGAACCACAUUCUAUCACCUUUGAUGAUAUCAAGUACUCAGUUGACAUGCCACAGGAAAUGAAAAGUCAGGGCAUCCUCGAAGAUAAACUGGUGCUUUUGAAGGGUGUGAGUGGUGCUUUUAGGCCAGGUGUUCUCACAGCUCUAAUGGGUGUCAGUGGUGCUGGUAAAACCACUCUGAUGGAUGUGCUGGCGGGUAGGAAAACUGGGGGAUAUAUUGAGGGAAGCAUCACAAUUUCCGGUCAUCCCAAGAAACAAGAAACUUUUGCUAGAAUUUCAGGGUAUUGCGAGCAGAAUGACAUCCAUUCUCCACAUGUUACUGUUUAUGAAUCCUUGCUCUACUCAGGCUGGCUUCGCCUUCCUCCUGAAGUGGAUGCUGAAACCAGGAAGAUGUUCAUUGAGGAAGUCAUGGAGCUUGUGGAACUGAAUCCAUUGAGGGAUGCAUUAGUUGGACUGCCUGGUGUAAGUGGCCUGUCUACUGAGCAAAGGAAGCGGCUGACUAUUGCAGUUGAGCUGGUGGCAAACCCUUCUAUUAUAUUUAUGGACGAGCCUACUUCAGGUUUAGAUGCAAGAGCUGCGGCAAUUGUUAUGAGAACGGUUAGGAACACUGUGGACACAGGAAGAACAGUUGUGUGCACCAUCCAUCAGCCUAGCAUCGACAUAUUUGAAGCUUUUGAUGAGUUAUUUCUAAUGAAGCGCGGAGGAGAAGAGAUAUAUGUGGGGCCUUUGGGUCGACAUUCUAACCAGUUGAUCAAGUAUUUUGAGGGAAUCGAUGGAGUUCAGAAAAUUAGAGAUGGUUAUAACCCAGCAACUUGGAUGUUGGAAGUUACCAGUUUAGGACAAGAAGCGACUUUGGGUGUAGAUUUUGCUUCUAUAUAUAAAAAUUCAGAAUUAUACAGGAGAAACAAAGCACUUAUUCAGGAAUUAAGCAUCCCUCCUCCUGAUUCAAAAGACCUUUUCUUUCCUACACAGUACUCGCAGUCAUUUGUUGUCCAAUGCUUGGCUUGUUUAUGGAAGCAACAUUGGUCGUAUUGGCGCAAUCCUUCCUAUACCGCCGUAAGAUUUCUCUUUACAACCGCGAUAGCCUUGUUGUUUGGUACAAUGUUCUGGAACCUCGGCUCGAAAACGAAAAAGAAACAAGAUCUUUUUAAUGCCAUGGGUUCCAUGUAUGCUGCAAUUAUCUUCCUAGGAAUCCAAAAUUCAUCCUCUGUGCAGCCAGUUGUGGCUGUUGAAAGAACUGUAUUCUACAGGGAGAAGGCUGCUGGAAUGUAUUCAUCCCUUCCCUAUGCCUUAGCACAGAUCCUCAUCGAGCUUCCGUAUAUUUUCGUCCAAUCUGUGGUCUAUGGUCUAAUAGUCUAUGCUAUGAUUGGAUUUGAAUGGACUGCUGCUAAGUUCUUUUGGUAUCUGUUCUUCAUGUUCUUCACACUGUUAUACUUCACCUUCUACGGCAUGAUGACUGUAGCUGCAACACCAAAUCAACAUGUUGCAGCCAUAGUUUCAUCUGCAUUCUAUUCGGUGUGGAAUCUCUUUUCAGGAUUUAUAAUCCCGAGACCUCGGAUUCCUGUAUGGUGGAGAUGGUAUGCUUGGGUAUGUCCUGUGUCAUGGACCUUGUAUGGAUUACUUACUUCACAGUUCGGAGAUAUAAAAGACAAAAUUGAGACGGACGACACAGUCGAAGAUUUUGUUAGGAACUAUUUCGGUUUCAAACAUGAACUUUUAGGAGUUGCUGCAGCUGCAGUUGUUGGAUUUGCCACACUCUUUGGAUUUACCUUCAUCCUGUCCAUUAAGUUUUUCAAUUUCCAGAGGCGAUAG